Molecule: messenger RNA, 551 nt
Organism: Scutellospora calospora
Lineage: Eukaryota; Fungi; Glomeromycota; Glomeromycetes; Diversisporales; Gigasporaceae
Source: the annotation of a GenBank genome assembly
UUUUUGCUGCUAUUUCGUUUAUUGAAACUAUGAAUGGUAAUACUUCGUUAACUGGAAUCGCAACACUUAGAAGUAAACACAAUGAAUUUGUACGUUAUAAAUAUAAAGCAUUUACUUCAGCAGAUAACAAACAUAUAAUCAAUAAAAUUGAAAAAAAUACUAUUAUAUUAAUUAUUAGAAGAUUUAUUUUAGAAAAUUCUGAACUAAACGUUACCAUCCUUCAAGCUAUAUCUCUGGAGUUAAAAACGAUUGAAACUAACCUAUCGAUAUAUGAUCUUCUGACAUGUCCACCAUUUGGAAAUUACUCAGCACCAUGCAAGUUUUUGAACAUUAAUGAAGGUGGACCCUCUUAUUUUACCUUGGAACAUAGGAGUUAUAAUCUUUUAACUUCGAAUUACUUAAUAUCAGAAGUCACAUGUUCUUAUAAUGCUGGGAAUUCCAGACACUCUGAAGUUGCAAAAGCAAUAGAGUCGAAAGCAGUUAUAUCUGUUUAUGGUGAAUUAUAUAAAGGAAAUAAUAUGAUGCAAAUACUGAUAUCAGAUAUCGAAUAG